AUGGCCAACACAUCUGAGAUGUUUCGGACGUUUGUCCAGUUUCUCACUCCCUUGAACAUUUCCUUGUUCGCCGUCGCUGUAUUCAUCCUUCACUCGAUCAGAAACAAAUUCCGUCGCGGGCUGAGAACUCUUCCUGGACCGACAUUAGCGGCAUACUCUGGGCUCUGGCGCUACCUGGAUGUGCGAAGUGGACAAGCUCACAAGACGGCGAUCGACCUUCAUCGGAAACAUGGAUCCCUUGUGCGAAUUGGCCCGAACCAUGUGUCCAUCUCAGACCCUAGUGAGAUCAAGAAGAUCUAUGGUCUCAAGUCUGGCUACACCAAGACUGCGUUUUACCCUAUUCAAUCCAUCACUUGGAAGGGCAAAGUAGAGGUCAAUUUGUUUGGCACCCGAGACGAAGACUACCAUCGCGAGCUCAAGAAGCCAGUCGCCAACGCCUUCAGUCUCACCACACUAUUGACGAACGAGCCAGCUGUCGACUCCUGCACCAACUUGCUCAUUGAGAAGUUGUCUGCCUAUGCUGACGCAUCGACCCCUGUUGACUUUGGGGAAUGGCUUCAGUUUUAUACCUUUGAUGUUGUCGGCGAGAUUACCUUUGCCAAGAAGCUGGGGUUUCUCGAGAAGGGUGGAGAUGUAGAUGGAAUGAUUCAGGCUAUCGAGGACCUGCUGGUCUAUGCCAGCUCGAUCGGCCAGGUUCCAGUUUGGCACAACUUCUUAAUGGGCAACCCACUUCUUCCUAUCCUCUUCCCCUCGAUGGAAGGAUGGAACAAGGUCCUCACCUUUACGCUCAAGGCGGUGAAUGCAGUCAUCGGCAAUGUUGAUGAAGAUUCCAAGUUGAAGAAGGAUGGAGAAUUCAGCAUCGAAUCCCUCGACAAGCAAGGGGAUAUGCUCAGCAAGUGGUUCGCCGUCAAGCUCGCAAACCCCGAAAAGAUGUCAACACGAGACAUCGUCGUUCACCUAAGCACCAACGUGUUUGCUGGAUCCGAUACGACAGCUAUUGCACUGCGAGCUGUGUUUUACGACCUUCUCAAGAACCCGGCAAAGAUGCAGAAGCUAGUCAAGGAGAUUGAUGAUGCUGCUGCAGCUGGGCUUCUCAGCUCACCCAUCUCUUUCAAGGAUUCUACCAAGAAUCUGCCCUACAUGCAGGCUGUGCUUAAGGAGGGCCUUAGAAUUCAUCCAUCGGUCGGUCUUCUCUUGGAACGCCACGUACCCGCUGGUGGCGCCGUCAUCUGCGGCAAGCCGAUCCCUGAAGGAACCAUUGUCGGAAUAAACGCCUGGGUCACGCAGCACGACCCCGAAGUCUUUCCCAAUCCCGACCAGUUUGAACCAGAGAGAUGGCUUGACACCUCUGAGGAGCAGCUUAAGAUGAUGGAACAGUCAUUCUUCGCCUUUGGUGGUGGGUCACGCACCUGUAUCGGAAGGCACAUUGCCAUCAUGGAGAUGGCCAAGCUUAUUCCCGAGAUCUUGAGGAGGUUUGAGUUAUCGCUGCCAAGUCCGGAUCACGAAUGGCACACGAAGAAUAUUUGGUUUGUGCAACAGGAAGGAUUGAUUUGCAACUUGAAGCGAAGACAGCAGGCUUGA
Molecule: messenger RNA, 1581 nt
Organism: Fusarium keratoplasticum
Lineage: Eukaryota; Fungi; Ascomycota; Sordariomycetes; Hypocreales; Nectriaceae
Exons: 3
Coding region: 1-1581 (526 amino acids)
Molecular function (GO): monooxygenase activity; iron ion binding; heme binding
Source: RefSeq, a predicted model, not a curated record